Molecule: messenger RNA, 1780 nt
Organism: Orbicella faveolata
Lineage: Eukaryota; Metazoa; Cnidaria; Anthozoa; Scleractinia; Merulinidae
Product: dimethylglycine dehydrogenase, mitochondrial-like
Cellular component (GO): mitochondrion
Molecular function (GO): protein binding
Source: RefSeq, a predicted model, not a curated record
GAAACAUGCUGUGGUUAUCAAGACGAUGUAAACAUGGCGUCUGUGCUUCGAGUUGGAAGUCUGCUACGUGGAAUUUCUCGAGGGUAUGGCGUCGAAACGUGCCUUAAACGAUAUGCCUUUCUUUCAUGCACAUCGUGGCGUCACACUAGCUCAAGUUCAAGCACCCCUAAACUCAACAAACAUCUAAAAGAAGAUGCCGAGGUUGUCAUUAUCGGUGGUGGGGUCCUGGGCACCAGUAUUGCAUAUCAUCUGGCCAAACAGGGUAUGAAGGAUGUUGUCCUCCUUGAAAAAUCUGAAUUAACGGCUGGAUCGACAUGGCAUGCGGCUGGACUGACAACAUAUUUCCAUCCAGGGAUAAAUGUGAAACACAUCCAUUAUUAUAGCAUUCAGCUGUACUCAAAACUGGAAGAGGAAACUGGGCAAGAAGUUAGUUUCCACAAGCCAGGGAGUCUGAGGUUAUGUACAACACCUGACCGUAUGGAUGAAGCUAAAUAUCAGAUGCAACGGCAAGGGUGGCACAAAGCGCCACAGUGGCUUGUUACUCCUGAGGAAAUUGCAAAGAUGCAUCCUCUUCUUAAAAUGGACGAUGUCUUGGGUGGCCUCUUUAACCCUGAUGAUGGCCAUAUCGACCCUUACUCACUGACUCGAGCACUGGCCAUUGGCGCCAGGAAAUACGGAGCUGAUCUCUACAUGCCAGCUCCUGUCACUGGACUCAACCACAGAACAGAUGGUUGCUGGGAUGUGCACACAGAACAUGGAACCAUCAAGGCAAAAGAAGUCAUCAAUGCUGCAGGUUUCUGGGGCCGUGAAGUUGGCCUGAUGGCAGGAAUGGAUCUUCCUCUCGUAGCCAUUCACCAUCAGUAUGUUGUCACGUCCACCAUUCCUGAAGUCGCAGCUCUCAAGCAUGAAGUACCUGUGAUAAGAGAUCUUGAAGGCUCUUACUAUUGCCGUCAGGAGAGGCAGGGGUUGCUGUUUGGACCUUACGAGCAUCCUGACAAGAUGAAGUUACAAGAAGAAUGGUGGGAUGGUGUGACACCAGGCUUUGGAAAGGAACUGUUUGAAAGCGAUCUGGACAGAAUCAGUGACAAUACAGCCGCAGCGAUGGAGCGUAUACCUGUGUUGGCAGAUGCAAACAUUGCAAGUGUUGUGGCAGGACCUAUAACGUACAGUCCGGAUGUGCUGCCAAUGAUAGGCCCUGCUUUUGAUGUUCCCAACAUGUGGCUAGCUGUUGGAACUGGCUAUGGUAUUAUACAUGGAGGUGGUAUCGGCAAGUAUAUUGCCGAUUGGAUGAUGGAGGGGGAGCCACCUUACGAUCUGAAUGAGCUUGAUCAGGGUCGUUAUGGCAACUGGACAACAAAGGACUAUGUGAUGGCUAAGACAAGAGAGUCCUAUGGCUAUAAUAACCAAACUGGUCACCCCAAACUUGAACGACCAGCUGGACGUCCAGUAAGAAAGAAUGCUAUUUACGAGCGUCUCGUGGAGCGAGGUGCAGAAAUGGGAUUUCAUGUUGGUUGGGAGCAGCCAAACUGGUUUGCGCUUCCAGGUGACGAUGGAGGUUACAAGCCAAGUUUUCACAGGACAAACUGGUUUGAGCCAGUUGGGCGAGAAUAUGACUUGGUAUUGAACAAAGUUGGUGUUAUUGAUCUGACGCCAUUUGGGAAGUUUGAGGUGAAGGGCAAAGAUGCGUCGAGAUUUUUGGAUGUCAUGGUUGCUAAUGUUUUACCAAAGGUAAAUAAAUUAAAUUUUUAUAAGACACAGUAACUGUACACAAAACGUUACG